AGGAGGAUGGAAGGAUCUGGAGCCACGCACCUGUGGUGCACCUGUGUCACGCGCCGCUGAUCUUCCAACUACACUCCAUUUGACCAUAAACCACACAAUGCCUCGUUUUCCUUCUCCAACUAUGUUUCGCAAUGAGGGACCAUACAGUUGCCCGUCCCCUUCUCCAACUACGCCUCUCCCAAUCAGGAGCCACACAAUCUCCGUUGCCCUUCUUCGAGCUCAGCAACAGCGGUGGGGCGGGCGUAACAGAAUCACAGACUUGCUCAGUUGCUCUAUCGUAUUUCGCGAUGCAAUUGACAGCGAGGACUAGCGACGCCUACCUGAGUGGUGUUGCAUCACAAGGUUUGACAGGCGUACGCUAGAAGCUUUGAGUCUGGAUUGUCGUAUAGAUAUUUCCAAGUCAUUAUCAAAAUCGAUCAAGC
Messenger RNA from Laetiporus sulphureus 93-53, 422 nucleotides. RefSeq lists its product as uncharacterized. The record is from RefSeq and is a predicted model, not a curated record. Lineage: Eukaryota; Fungi; Basidiomycota; Agaricomycetes; Polyporales; Laetiporaceae. The transcript has a single exon. The coding region runs from base 132 to 362 and encodes 76 amino acids.